Closterium sp. NIES-67 is the source of this 2923-nucleotide messenger RNA. The record is from the annotation of a GenBank genome assembly. Lineage: Eukaryota; Viridiplantae; Streptophyta; Zygnematophyceae; Desmidiales; Closteriaceae.
GCUUUCCCCCAUUUCUCCCCCAGCGGCAGCCAUGGAUUCUGCUGCUGAUCUGCAUACUGCAACCAUGGCCGUCCACCUCAGCGUUGGCAGCUUCGUUUGAUCUCCUUCUGGUGACAACCAUUGAUUUUGCCGCAUAACCGAAUUGCUUCUGUUCGUUAUAAUUCCUCCUCCCCAGCAACAGCCAUGGAUUCUGGUGAUUGGCUGUUCCGGCCACAGUACCACACUGUCCUCACUACGAAUCAGUACCAGCGGCGUAGGGUUUCUAAGUCCAUGAACCUAACCGGGAGCAAUAAUCCUACUGCUGCUGCCAGAUGCGUCUCUUCGGUUUUGCUUUCUGACCAAUCUUGCACCGGACCCUACACUAGCUGUGAGGUCGGAGGCAUAUUCUGCUUCCGCAUGUGGUGGCAGAAAUUUCGCUUGUCUUGAAUUACUUCCAGUGACAUUCGCUCCUCCUAAUCAGCCAUCUCCAAGCGGCCAGGAAGGGGGGAUUCUCUUUCUUUCCCGGUGAUUUUUAACGUCCGUACACCUGGCUCUUGCUGGUUACUAUGUCAGGGCUCUUCGACGUUCUUAGUCUAGAUACCACCUCCACCUGCCAGGCCAAUUUCCAAGCGUCCACUGGAAUAGUCGACGUAACCAACAGCUUCCUUCCUCCUCUGCCUUCGAUCGCCGGUGACACGUGGACGACGGAGAUUUCAUCCAACCAGAUCGAGCCUCGAGCAAUGGAAGCCGCUUUUGCUGACUCGAGAAAGACCGUUGUACCGACCGUCGUUCUCGGGCCGAUCGGCGAGGCGGCAGGCAUCAGCGAGAGGUGCUAUUCGACGACGUUAAACAGCAGCAUCGCCGGCAGUCACCUGAUAUGUCACCACGUGAACAACGCCCCGUGGAACAGUUCGCCUGGCGGCGGCUCUUCGUGCGACUCCCUCUGCCUCGGCGAAAUGGUGUGCGAUUAUAUCGAGAACGAAUGCGACGCAUGCGACCCUUGCGAUGCCUGUGAUGCCAACGACGAUGCGAGCGACGACGCCUCCGACACCACUAGCGAUGAUGGCCGUGGGUGUUGCGGGACCUGGCAGACGUGGAAGGCGGCAGCAGGAGGAGCAGCAGCAGCAGGAGCGGCAGCAGGAGCAGCAGCAGCAGGAGCGGCAGCAGGAGCAGCAGCAGCAGCAGCGAGUGCGAACGGACGUAACCAUCCCCAUGGCCGGGGUACAGAGUCUCGGGCGUUCGGAGCAUCAAGCAGCGUUGAACGGCUCGCUUCAUUGGUCGAGUCCCUCAGCUGCUGUGAGUCUCCAGAGGAGCACGCAGUGCUUGAGAUCGUUACUGCCGCCAUGAAGCACGCAAAGACCGCACCUGUUGACGUCAGCAGAAGCAGCACGACGAGCACCAGCACUGCCAGCACCAGCACCAGCACUUCCAGCACCGCCAGCAGCAGUGUGCGCAAUAUAGUGGUACCUCAGCUGCAGGCGAAGGGGUACGAUGCUGCCGUGUGCCACGCCCAUUGGAAGUGCUCCAGAUGUUACCCCCACGGCUGCCAUGAGUACUGUGACGUCAUCCUCCCCCCGUCCGCCCCCAACCGCCUGCCGGUCCGUCUCAUAGUUGACCUUGAUUUCCGGGCACAGUUCCAGGUCGCCCAUCCCACUCCACAGUACAGUCACAUCCUCCAGCUGACGCCACUUUUUUUCGUGGGCUGCCCGGACCGGCUACACCAGCUGGUGAAGGUUUUAUGUGAGGCGAUGUGGGUGUCGAUGCAUGCACAGGGUAUGCACGUGCCGCCAUGGCGCCGGCACCAAUACAUCGCUGCCAAGUGGAGUGCUGGGUACUCUCACAGGGUUUGCAUCCCUGCAGAGGGCUCAAGAAAUUCCGGAACUCCUGCUGCUGCUGCUGCUGCUGCUGCUGCUGCUGCUGCUGGCUCUGCUGCUGGUGCAGAUGCUGGUGCUGCUGCUGCUGGCUCUGCUGCUGGUGCAGAUGCUGGUGCUGCUGCUGCUGGCUCUGCUGCUGGUGCAGAUGCUGGUGCUGCUGCUGCUGGCUCUGCUGCUGGUGCAGAUGCUAGUGCUGCUGCUGCUUCCAGCAACGUGAAAGCUUCAUCAACCAGCGUACCAGUCAAUCCCCCACCAGAAGCAUAUGGAGGGCCGUUUGGGGCUCCUCGCCGUGCCAGUGUUCCCCACCAGAGCGAGCGUGGGAGUGCCCUGCCGAGAGCACCGGUGGUGGGUCUGCUGGCAAAAGGGAUGCAGCGGCUGGCGUUACAGAAACAGGCACACAAGGUGGACAGCCCAGCUUGUGUUACAGAUGCGGUAACCAUGCGGCAGCUGGCGUUACAGAAACAGUUGCACAAGGUGGGCCUGGCAACUCGUGCACUAGCAGCAGCGUCUGCUGCGUGUGAGCGUAUUGGUUGUGCGAGGGGGGGUGAUUUGCAUGUGGAUGGAUGCACUGGCAGGAGGCUCUCUUGAGCUCUUGAUAUGGUAUGUCUUCUUUUUGUGCUUGAGUCGACUCGAAACCGUGCAGCUGCAGCAGCGUCUGCUGCGUGUGAGCGUACUGGAUGUGUGGGAUGAUUUUUUUGCUGAUGGAUGCACUGGCAGGAGGCUGUCUUGACUUGAGCUCUUGAUUAUGCCCUUUUUGUGCUUUGAGUCGACUCAAGAGCGUGCAGCUGCAGCAGCAUCUGCUGCAUGUGAGUGUGUUGGAUGUGAGAGGGAUGAUUUGUAUGCUGAUGGAUGCACUGGCAGGAGGCUAUCUUGAGCUCUUGAUUGGGCUUCUUAUUGCGUGCCGUCUGGUCUUGGAGCCUGGUCUGGAAGGCUCUAGGCACAUGCGUGCCGUGCAUGUUGGGUUUUUUGAAAGAAUCGGCGGUAGGUUCUUCUGCAUGUUCUAGUGUUUUUUGCACAGCGAUUAAAUGAAAUAUGUAUUGCACCAGGCUUUAUGCACUAGCCCAGCUAGC